CGAGCUUCGCCAAUCCCAACCAAGUGCAAUAAUCUGUUCUCCUUACUCUUUGCGUAAAAAUAUGGCAGCAGUGGCAGCCAACUUCCCAGUGGCUGGCGUGGCAAAAAACCCGAUGCAGGGAUUGAAGCCUGCCCUCGUCGUUGGUGCACUGAAUCAAUUAGCAGGACAGAAGCAAGGACAGGGCAAUGCUGCUGUGCCUGAUGAUUGGACUCCAGUGAAUCCUCUCGACCGUCACAUUCAAGAGCUCGGAGCGUUUGCAGUGGAUGAGCACAACAAGCAGACCAAGGACCAGCUGGUGUUUGUGGCUGUGCUUUCUGGCAUACAGAAAACCGAGGACGAUCGUUCCACCUACUGCCUCCUUAUUUCAGCUAAGGAUAGCACAGGCAAGUUGGGCCGCUACUACGCAGUGAUUAUCGAAUACAACACUGGGUGCCAGCAGCUCUUACAAUUUGAACCGUCGCCAUGAGUUACUGAGAACAAGGGCUGAAGAUUACGUAUGCUAUAUUAAGUAUCUACCGUUGUGCUAAAUUAAGUAUGGAAGUAUGGAUGUUUCAGAUGUAAUGCUGAGAUGUUGAAAAAGGUGCAUUUGUACCGGCAAAAUGCACCCCAUGUAUUAAAUAAAUAAAACGCUGUGCCCUGUUAGAGUUUA
Messenger RNA from Coffea arabica (coffee), 649 nucleotides. RefSeq names its product cysteine proteinase inhibitor 8-like. Gene Ontology annotation, molecular function: cysteine-type endopeptidase inhibitor activity. The record is from RefSeq and is a predicted model, not a curated record. Lineage: Eukaryota; Viridiplantae; Streptophyta; Magnoliopsida; Gentianales; Rubiaceae.